AUGGUGAAUAUGCUUAACAAGAUUGGUCUCACAAUUCAUUGGGACACAUUGAUGAACUUUCUUGACAAGCAGCUAGACAAGAAGACUGCACAUAUAACUUCACUGACACCAAAAGAACUUUCUUUGCUGCUUCUAAUGGACAAUAUCAACAUAUACCGAGGUAACAAACAACAUCACAGAUUGUUUAAAGCCUAUGGUGAAAACAUGUGGAAUUUAACUGUAAGAGGUCUACUAAUACCCCGUCUAGAUAAUUUAGAAGAUUUGUUUGCGUGCAAGGAGACAGCCACGCAGAGUGAAUGUGAUGUGACUGAAUUCACAUUCAAAGUAUUUCCAUUGACAAUAAUGGAGAACACUUUGAACUUUGGAACAGCCAUAAAGACAACUAUUUAA
Messenger RNA from Paramuricea clavata, 390 nucleotides. NCBI's taxonomy places the organism in Eukaryota, Metazoa, Cnidaria, Anthozoa, Malacalcyonacea, Plexauridae. The record is from the annotation of a GenBank genome assembly.